UUAAGAUGGAAUGAUAUGAAUACUUAUGUUAUCGUUAGCAGUUUGCACUUCUCAUAGUUUGUGUCGACCUAGUAGUUGUGUUUUCCGUAAUUAAUGUAUACAAUAGGUAUAAUAAUAAUUAAAUGAACUGACCUAAAAAAUUUAUGCUUGUAUAAAUUCGAUAUUUACGAACUACCUUUUCAUACAGUUUACAUGUAUCAAAGUUAAAAGAACCGGUCGUGUGAAACUAGUAAGUGAAUGGCAGGCGACAUUUUACGUGUGUAUUACUUACCCUACCAGAUUCCUUUCACUUUUCUAUAUCGCAUGCGAUCGGCGUUUUGAUAACAUAUCUUUUUAGUGAAGUUACUUUCAUGUCUAUCAAUAGCCAAGUUCAAAAGUCCAAUCUCGAGUACGAAGAUUUUAACAUGCUUCGUGGACUGAGAUUAUCUUCCUUGAAGAGUUGCCUUUUAGAACCAUAUGCAAGUUCUUUUCAUGUAAAACGCAAUUACACAUCAACAAAACCUUCAAGUAAGGUGCAAAGUUUACCAAGGCUACCAGUGCCGAAACUUGGAGACACCCUCAGUAAAUAUCUGAAAACAGUCCAACCCUUUUUAAAUGAUGCAGAAUUUAAUACAACUUGUAAUCUUGUCAAAGAAUUUGAAAGUGGUAUGGGGCAAAAAUUACAGAGUCUCUUAGAAAAGAGAGCUGAACAACAUGAAAACUGGCUUGAAAAUUGGUGGCUUAAUACAGCAUACUUAGAGUAUCGUGACCCUGUUGUAGUAUUUUCUAGCCCAGGCCUAGUUUUUCCUUUCCGUAAAUUUAACAACCAACAAGACCAAUUAAAGUAUGCAGCCAAAACCUUAUUAGCUGCCUUAGAUUAUAAGGCUUUAAUAGACAAUGAUAAAAUUCCAGUUGAAAUGAUGGGAAAAAGUCCCCUGGAUAUGUCACAAUAUAAAAAGAUAUUUGGGACUUGCCGCAUACCAGUUGAAAAACGAGACAAAUUAUCUUUCAAUGAUUCUAAACAUGUAACUGUAAUACAUAAUAACCAUAUUUUCCGUGUCGAACUUUGGGGCAAUGACGGCAAACGUUUAAAUGAAGAUCAAAUUGCUCAAAUUUUAAAGAAAGUAGUGGAUUCGUCGUCAUCUACAGCUAGUGAUGCAAUUGGUAUUCUCACCUCCGAAAAUAGAGAUAACUGGGCAAAGGCUUAUCAGCUGCUUAGUAAAGAUAAAGUGAACAGAGAUUCGCUAUUGGAUGUCGAGACGAGCCUGGCGGUGCUGUGCCUGGACGGCGCGACGGGUGUGUGGCGCCUGCAGGACGACGCGCGCCGCACGCUGGCCGCCGCGCAGACCAUACACGGCGGCGGCUCGCGCAGCAACGGCGCCAACCGCUGGUUCGACAAGACUGUACAGUUCAUCGUCGGAGCUGACGGCAUCACAGGCCUCACGUACGAACAUUCCCCAGCUGAAGGACAACCGAUAGCUGUACUAACUGAUUUCAUUAUUAAGUAUAUAGAGCAAGAUAAACCAGUUGAAACGUCGUCUUCGAGUCCGAAGGAUCCAAUCCGACUAACAUUCAACGUUAACGGAGAAGUUGCGGAGAUGAUAGCGACAGCAAAAUCUAACUUGGACAAGUUAGUUGCGGAUCUAGACUUAAAUUGCUUCAAGUUCGACAGAUACGGCAAGAACUUCAUCAAGUCGCACAAAAUGAGCCCUGACAGCUAUCUCCAGAUGGCUAUGCAAUACGCUUUUUACAAACUACACGGCACGCCGGGCGCUCACUACGAGUCCGCCGCGACGCGCAUGUACGCGGGCGGGCGCACGGAGACCAUCCGCUCGUGCUCGCCGGAGUCCGUGCAGUUCGCGCGCGCCAUGCUCGACGCGCGCGCCGCGCCGCGCGACAAGCUCGCCGCCAUGCACGGCGCUGUCAAGGCUCACAAGGACUACACCGUGCAGGCAUUACAAGGUUUUGGUGUCGACAGACAUUUACUGGGAUUGAAGUUGACAGCGAUCGAAAAUGGAAUCGAAUUACCGAAAAUAUAUUCCGACCAAGGAUACAUGCGCAGCGCUCACAUGAGAAUUUCCACGAGCCAGGUGGCGUGCAGGUGCGACGGCUUCAUGUGCUACGGGCCGCUGGUGGCUGAUGGGUACGCGACGUGCUACAACCCGCGCGACAACGACGUCAACUUCGCCACCGCGGCCUUCGCGGCGCACCCCGACACCGCCAGCGCGAACUACCGCGCCGCGCUGGAGCACGCGCUCGCGGACAUGCACGACGUGCUGCUGCGCGCCACGCAAAGCAAGCUCUGAGCGCACUAUCGCUGUGGUGACGGGCUCGCUUGCAUUCUCUUUUUUAAAGUACUACUUUAAUAACGUAAGAGGUUUAUAAAUUGUUAAUAAACUAUACCGAAGACUAAGUGUUAUAUUGUAAAUAUAUUACAUUCAAGAAAGAUACCAACAUAUUUGAAGAAAAAACAUUCUACAAUAUAUUUUAUAAAUUUUGUGAGUUUGCUAUAUAUUUUAUUAAAUAAUUUUAUAUUAUACAUUUAAAAAUAUGGUAUGUCUGCGAAAAUCGGCAAAUGAAACGACAAAAAAAAUACCACUUUAUGUAUUUUAAUCAGAAAACAUGAUCGUCCCUGGUUUUAUUUUCGUGACCAUAAAUACCAAAAUAAAAUAUUUCCUAUUAAAACAUUGUGUAUGUAUUUAAGUUGAUUCAACAAGUUUUAUUUAUAUAAUUUCAAUAAAGCGCAUAUAUUUUGUUUUAAGUAAAAAUAUAUAAAUUAACUGCUUUUCUUAAAUUAUUCUACGAGCAAACCACUUCCAACAAAAUAAUUAAUUAGAAAGUAGACAGACAAUUACUCAAUUAAAAAAAAAAUGUAUAUUAAGCCUGCCUUUAUACAAAAUAUAUUUGUCUUGUGCAAUAAAGUAUUAAAAAAAAAUAAUCAAAAACUAUUAUUUUUUUUCUACUUACAUUUAGAAAGUAGGAAUUAUUUCUGGCUACUGAAUGGAAAACAAUUUGAUUCCAUAUUUCGAUAAGAGUAUUCAUGAUUCAUAAGUAAGCCUUUUGUUUGUUGUAAGAAAUAAAACGGGUUUAUACUUGAUAGUCUAUAAUAUGAUGUAAUAAAAUAAAACUUAAAUUGCAAUAAAUUAUAAUUCAUUUGAUUAAAAAUAACAUAUUUAACAUUUAUUCAAUUACUUAAGAUACAAAAGCAAUAGAAACAUCAGAAGACAACAUUAAUUUAUUAACAAUAGUAUUCUCAGAUUUACCUCACAAAAUAUAUAGUGACAUUAUUUGAUACGCUUAUUCAAACAAUUAACAAAAUAUUAAACCAUAUCCGCCGAUAUGACAAAUUUUCACUUAGAAUAGAAAACAGAACAAAAAGUAAUCACUAUCGGAACAUGUGAAAAAGGUAUUGUUUGCACAUAAAAUUAACCCUCAUCUGCACCUAUUGGUUCGUUGUC
This is a messenger RNA of Nymphalis io (European peacock), 3437 nucleotides long. It is a transcript of the gene CRAT, whose product is annotated as carnitine O-acetyltransferase-like. Gene Ontology annotation, cellular component: peroxisome. NCBI's taxonomy places the organism in Eukaryota, Metazoa, Arthropoda, Insecta, Lepidoptera, Nymphalidae. The record is from RefSeq and is a predicted model, not a curated record. The transcript is spliced from 13 exons. The coding region runs from base 351 to 2285 and encodes 644 amino acids. Gene Ontology annotation, molecular function: carnitine O-acetyltransferase activity. Gene Ontology annotation, biological process: carnitine metabolic process, CoA-linked.